GUCUGAGUAGCUCCGGGUUUCUGCUUUGAGCUCGUACAGUGUAGAAGGUAUUUCUCUCUCUCUCUCUCUCUCUUUCAACAGAAUGAAGCUGCUGAAAUUCAUCUUAAUCAUCCACGUGAACUUUUUUUGUCAAGCUUUGAAAAAUGGAACCACUGAAAACGACCCGUCUGAUGUCCGUGUGAGUGCAGAGGGAAAUAACACAAAAAUCAGCAAUGACCCUUACGUCUACUCUCUUGGUAAAAAAUGCAAGUGGACACUCAGGGUGCCUAGGAACAGGAGCAGUGACAUAAUGGCGCUCACAGAUGACUCUGUGAAUGGGUUGUCUGAACAGAUCUGUCAGGAUCUUAAAUGCGGCAGCGUCUAUUUUAUUAAUAAAACCACCUCACCUGGCGACAUCACCUGCUUUCAAAACUGUUCAUACCAACACGGACGUUUGGAGAACUGUUCACUGAGUGUUGGAAGUUCCUGCAGUGUGAUCCAUGAAGUGGUUUGUGCACACCAGCUUGUGCGGCUGGCAGGAGGGACAGACCGCUGUGCUGGACGAGUGGAAGUAUGGAAAAAUCGGCAGUGGGGCACCGUGUGUGACGACGACUGGGACCUGAAUGAUGCUCACGUGGUGUGCGCUCAGCUCGGCUGUGGUUACGCCCUCAAUGUGACGGGCCAAGCCGGCUUAUUUCCCCCGGGGAAAGGACCCAUCUACCUGGACGAUCUGAACUGUACGGGCAAAGAGGAGAACCUGUGGAGCUGCCCGGCUACACAGGAGGAGGAUCAAGACUGUGGACACAAAGAGGACGCUGGUGUCGUGUGCUCAGAGAUGCGAGCCCUCAGACUGACUGGAGGUUUGGACCACUGCUCUGGUAAAUUGGAGGUCCAUCGUAACGGCAGCUGGUGGACAGUGUGUGAUAACUGUUGGAAUAAACAUUUGGCCUCUAUGGUGUGCUCCAUGCUGGGCUGUGGUGAUAAAGUGGAAAAGGUCAGCCAGUUUAGUCCUUCACUCAGCCACAACAACGGCUCACUGUGGUACUUUCAGUGUAAUGGACAGGAGCGGAACCUUUGGGAGUGCAAAGAGAUCAUAAAUAAAGAACACCUGUGUAGAGGCUCAAGCGCUUCUGGUGUCAUCUGUAAUGGUUCUCUGGGGUUUCUUAACACUACCGCGGUUAAGCCAACAGUAACGCCUCUAUGGACAACUGCCGAUGGAACCACAGCCGCUGUUGCUGCUGCAGAUUUGCCUUUUGCGUCUCUGCCACUUCUCUCCACCAUCUCCCUGUCCAUCCUGCUCCUCGUGAUUGUCAUCACAAACACGGUGCUCUGCUGCCAUUACAGGAGAAAACACGCUUUCUUACUGCAGCAGACGCGCAGCAGCCCACGAACUCCAUCUGGUCAAAGCAACAACUAUCACGAGGCUGUUAAUCUCAUCAAAGUCACCGCCAACCCGGCGGAGACUGAUGUCCCCUCCAAUCCCAGGCUUCUUUGGACCCAGCUUAGUAGUGCUGACAGCACGUCAGUAGAUACAGACUAUGAGCAGUAUGACCCAAGCAUUGACCCGUCUGUCAAUUUAUCCACCUUUCGGAAUUCUCAGCGAUACAGAACAGACGUUAAUCCUUUGAUGAGGCCUUCAGGUCUUGAGAGCCUUUGUGAAGAAGGUCCUCAGCCCUCAAAUACAAUGACAGAAGCCUUUCCAAGCUGUAAUGGUGCCUCGACAUAUCCUCAGUAUGCCAGAGUGUCAAAGAUCUCAGUGGACUCAUUUGAGUCGUCCAGCACCUCCUCCGGUGAAUGCUAUGAAAACUUGCCCAAAGACUACGUCAACGUGACGCCUGAUCCUCUACCAUUGGAGUCGUUUGUUGGUCCUUCUGAUGCUUCAAAAUUCUCAUAUGGUCCUUUUCACUCUGGACAAACCUCAAACCUGCAGAGUUCAGAUGAAGAUGAACUCUACUCGCCUGUGAGCCCCGACUGAAACUCUGCGUCUGAGGAUGACUGCACAGCAAACCGAGGGUGUGGGAGAGUGUGAAGUCGUUUUCGUAAAGGAAAGACAUCCUGUAAGAUCAAGAAAAUGUAAGACGCUUACUGCGAUCAAUGCUGGGAUGUUCAAUGUGAUUGAUUCGCUUUUUAAAGCAAGUUUAAUUUUUGUACACAAAUGCAAAGCAAAGGCUGGAAGUCUGGAAGGCACAAAAUGAAUAUGUGUUCUGUGAAUGUAGCAGGAAUUGUAAUAUAGAAACAGGUGACAAAUUAAAAAGGAAAACCCAAACUUCUCUAAUGCUGUUGGGGGGAUUUUGCUGCCAGUAUUUAAAUCCUCUUUUGCUCUUACACCAAAAUGCCACUGCACGCUUAUCCUAUAGUUAACCAUAUCCAUACCAGUGGUAAUGGUCUCUCCCUGGGUGUCCAUGCUCUAACUCCUAUGGCAGAUUAUGGUUUGACAUGUUAGACAUCGCCUUUAAAAUAAUUAAAAAGCCAUAUUAGGAUUUUUUUUUUUUAAAUAAAGCCCUCCAACAGCAGCACAACACCACACUGAGACACUUUACUCGGGUUUUCUUUGAAAUUGUCACCUGUCUGUGUCUGUUUUGUGUUGUUUAUUAAAAGAUUUGUAAUAUUACAAUGUAUUAAGUUAA
Oreochromis aureus is the source of this 2606-nucleotide messenger RNA. RefSeq names its product T-cell differentiation antigen CD6-like. The transcript is spliced from 13 exons. Bases 83 to 1954 code for a protein of 623 amino acids. NCBI's taxonomy places the organism in Eukaryota, Metazoa, Chordata, Actinopteri, Cichliformes, Cichlidae. The record is from RefSeq and is a predicted model, not a curated record. Gene Ontology annotation, cellular component: membrane.